Messenger RNA from Trifolium pratense (red clover), 795 nucleotides. RefSeq lists its product as uncharacterized. Gene Ontology annotation, molecular function: oxidoreductase activity; FMN binding. The coding region runs from base 95 to 469 and encodes 124 amino acids. NCBI's taxonomy places the organism in Eukaryota, Viridiplantae, Streptophyta, Magnoliopsida, Fabales, Fabaceae. The record is from RefSeq and is a predicted model, not a curated record. The transcript is spliced from 7 exons.
UUCGCCCAAACUUCAUCGUCUUCUUCAGGUUCUCAAGAUUCGUUCAAGCUUCAGGACUCCAUGGUAUGGGUGGAAGCUUUGUUACCAUUCGAAAAUGGGGACCUUCUCAGCACCAUUCACCAGGUUGGAAUGGUUGAGAAAGCUAAUUAUUCAAGAAGUGGUGGUGUUCAUGAUUUUACUAUGGCUUCAAGAAAAGCUGAAGAAACAAGUUGAUGACACCCUCGACUUAUUCAACGAACUUCAGUUGCAACAUCAGGUGGUAGCUACAAAGACUAAGACGCUUCAUGAUGCAUGUGAUAGACUGAUAGUUGUUUUAGCACCCUUGACAAGAAAUAGAUCCUACGGCAAAGUUCCUCAAUCUCAUGCUAUCCUCUAUUACUCUCAGAGAGCAGCUUGUUCUAAUGGCGGUCUUCUCAUAACUGAAGCUACCGGUGUCUCUGAUACUGCAAGGAUCUUGAAGGCAUGUUAAAUAUGAAGAUUCAAGAUUUGGAGAUCGUAGAGGAACGUAGAAUCAAAAGAGCGGACAAACAUGGAAUUGUUAAAUAUGAAGAUUUGAAGAUUGUUAUUUCAUCCGAAACGUUGUUGUUCAAGUCACUUGAUAAUUAUGCAGGUUGCAUGCUGCCAAUUGUGCGGGCGCGCCACACCCUUCGUGGGGCGCUCGAGGCAGCAGCCUUUAGCUCACUUUGUGUUGCAUUUUGUUCGAUUUUAGAUUAUGUGGUAUGAUACUACCUGAAUGUAUGUUAAUUUAUAUAUACGAAUUAGUUGAUCAUGUAUACGUAAUGAAUUUUAGUCAUG